GACUGUUUCUAAGCGAUGUUAAUGUGUGUAGCGUUUCGAGGUCCGAGAUCUCGUCGACUAAAGAGAAAGGAGAAGAAGCCGGAAGAGAAGAGACCACGAACAGCGUUUAGCGGCGAGCAGUUGGCACGCCUGAAACACGAGUUCACCGAGAAUCGUUACCUGACUGAGAGACGCCGAACAGAACUGGCGCGAGAACUGGGCCUGAACGAGGCCCAGAUCAAGAUCUGGUUCCAGAACAAACGCGCCAAGAUCAAGAAGGCGAGCGGACAGAAGAAUCCGCUGGCGCUGCAGCUCAUGGCCCAGGGGCUGUACAACCACAGCACUGUGCCUGUAGACGAGGAAGAAGAAGAAGCAAACGCACUCUUGUUGGCCAAUAAUGCACGGCAAGACUGAAUGCAUAUUUCGGAUUCAUACAUUUUGAUAUAAUCAGAUGUAUUUAGUAACACGACACUUGUUAAAAAGCUUCCGAGUGGUGGAGAUGAAAAUAUUAUGCAUGAUUUUCAUAGAAAACUGCAUUAAUUUCGAAUAAAUUUUGUGAGUGUUAGGAAUCGAUAACGUCCAGUCCUUAGAAUGACACGAUAGAAGGAAAGAAGGAACGAAAAUAUUUUGUUUCUCUUAAAAGUUUGAUUUGAAUUUGCGUAGUUAUGUGCCAUGAUAUUAUACGUAUCUUAAAAAUGUGUAACGUAUUGUGCAAUUGAUAAAAUUUCCAAAACGCCUUAUGAAUCGUUAGGCUCACAUGUCACUCCACAGAUUUAUUAUGUCUGGGGCAGACGACAAUAAGUUAAGGAAUUUAUUAAGUGUACAAAAUUUGUCGAGAUUCUUGUGCUCUCAAAUUUCACUUCUUCUGAAUUUUAAAUUUUAGAUAAAUUAGGUCUACCCAAGAGUAAACGUAUAAGUGUCCAUCCUUUUAAGUCAGUGGAUUAAAUUCAUUAGCCCAUGGUAAUGUACUUAAGACUUUUGGUAAAGAAAUAUACCAAAGCUAAAGGUACGCUCUACAAGUAGGUUACGAUAAAACCUGUGCAAAAAUUAUAAAUUUAAAAUUUAAAAAAAAAGUCAUAUUGCUUUAGUGUCAGAAAUGUGUUGUUAUAACGCGUUAUUGGUGAUUCAAAACAUAGCAGAGCUUUGGAAUAUUAGAACCUACUUUUGCUGAACAUUCUGCAUUGAAACAUGUCUCAAAGGUUCGUGAAAACUUUCUUUGCGGAUUAAGAAGUCAUAGUAGUUUGUUCUUGCUUCGAAGGAACAAUGACGAAGUAAUAUCUGACGUGUCAUGAAGCUUAUUACAACGUCACUCACUGAUGUACGAAAACUAAAUUGGACGCCUUGGGGGAUGACACUGAAUAUGAGUAUCUUGUAUGGACAGGAAAGUUUGAGAUGCUAGAACGCAUUUCAUACACAGUUUAUGUUCACACAACACAUUGACUUUCUGGUUGCCAGCAUAUAAUAUAAACAGAUCAGAAAUAAUAUUACUUUGACAUAGGACAUGCCAGAUUCAAUUAACUUUUGUAACUAUUAUAAGAUUGCAUGCAUAAAUUUAGGAAACACAUGAAAAUUUCAUAGUGUGAGACUUUAAGACAAAUAAUAACGCAAAUUAUUUUGAGACUUGAGCCUAUAUUAAUCUACACUGACAUAAUUAAUUAAAAAUAUUACAUCUUUGCAAAACUUUAAACAAGUUGGAAAUAUUAUGCAUUUAAUGUCGAAUGAAUUAUAAAGAUCGGGAUGUUCUUCCCUGUGUGUCGAUGUUUCUUAAACAUGUGACAGGAAAACAUCCGUGGAAAUAAGUUUAAUGAAUAUCUUGUCACAUAUGUUUCAGGCACUUAAUUUCCGUAAAUGAAUAAAUUAUAAACCUGGGAUCUAUUAGUUGGGAAAUAAUAUCGUUUAACAUGCAGUAUGUCCAAAUGUAUGUAGGUCCUAUAUGUGAUAACUUAAAUUAUUAUUGGGUUACGGUAGGCCCUUGAGAAUUAACGUAUUUUUUUUCAUUUGUAGAAAUAAUUACUUAUAACUAGGCCUACUGUAUAAGCGGAAAGAAUUUGUCCAAUUAAGUAGUUUUGUAUAUGCAGAAACAUUUGAAGAGUGUGCACCAACAUUGUUCUUACAGUGCCAUAUGUAUAGUGGAAGUAAUUAUUUAAACAGGCUACAGUUACUGCUAAAUUGACAGCAAGAAGACUGAAAUAAGAGUUGCUUAUUGAGCGGUGUCUAUGAAUUAUAACGUGUGAAUUUAACUGUACAUUAUAGAUAUAUAUGAAUAUACUUGAGGUCAAUUUGUAGUCAUUUUGUGGAAACCUAAGCUUAAAUAAUAGAAAACAAAUAUACAGUGUUAAACAAUGCAGAAGAAAUUGAAUGCUGAUGGUGAUUGAAUCUCAAAGAUUCACUUUCGCUUCGUAAGUGUACAAAAUGUAUCUAGUGAAGUAUUACUGAUAGCACACAGGUAUAAUUGUGACUGUAUGUUUUAGUAACUAAAUGGGACUUGAGGUUUUCAUGGCGAUGAGUCCCAGAAGACACCCAUCUUAGGUCCAAAUAGUUUGGAUUUAACCACAAUAUGUAUUUGUAUUUAGGAAUAGUCUGUUUAGACCAUUUGAUAUUACUUGAAAUAGUUUAAAUUCAAGGCUGUUUACGUUUAGAAUCUGAGUAGUUUUACUAACAGAUUACAUUGUAUAUUAUCGAUAACACAACAACUAUUAGAGCCUGUUCUUAGAAAUACUUUUUAAGAUGUAUUGUAAUUGUAUUAUAUUAAUAAAAUGUCAAACUAUAAAACUAUCGUGUCUUCGCACGUAGUUUUAAUGUUCAUAUUUAC
Molecule: messenger RNA, 2791 nt
Organism: Zootermopsis nevadensis
Lineage: Eukaryota; Metazoa; Arthropoda; Insecta; Blattodea; Termopsidae
Source: RefSeq, a predicted model, not a curated record